Silurus meridionalis is the source of this 1531-nucleotide messenger RNA. RefSeq names its product sclerostin domain containing 1a (gene sostdc1a). NCBI's taxonomy places the organism in Eukaryota, Metazoa, Chordata, Actinopteri, Siluriformes, Siluridae. The transcript has 2 exons. The record is from RefSeq and is a predicted model, not a curated record. Gene Ontology annotation, molecular function: BMP binding. Gene Ontology annotation, biological process: negative regulation of Wnt signaling pathway; negative regulation of BMP signaling pathway. Bases 309 to 950 code for a protein of 213 amino acids.
AACCGCACACGGUAUCCAGUGGUGGUGUUUUGUUUAGACGCUCUCGGGUAUUUCGGAUUUUAGGGCGUGGCCUGGAUUCAACUCAAAGCAUGGAGAAGUGGGCGUGGCCACGUGCGCAAUACGUCGCAGCGUUAUUCACCUGAGCCGCCGCGUAUAUAAAGUCCAAGACCUCAAGAGGAAACGCUAAAAUCGAGUCGAGACUGCAGCCUCAUCAUCAUCAUCAUCAUCGUCAUCCUUAAUCAACUUCCUCAUCGUCCUUAUCAUCAUCAUCAUCAUCAUCAUCUGGUCCGAGUCCUUCUCCCAGAGCCAUGCGCGUGCACAAGGAGGAAUCGCGCAGCCUGGUGUUUUUGGUGUGCUUUCUGAUGAAGACAAGCGCUGCUAUAAAGAACGACGCCACGGAGAUUGUGUACCCGCGCAUGGCGGAGGAUCCCGCUGAAGAACCGGCGGAUGAGUCGGACCUGAAUCGUGCGCGUGGCGGAGGCACCUGGUCCGAGAGCGCGGCGCGGGAUCGAGCCGUUCCAGAUCCAGGUCCGAUGGGCUGCCGAGAACUGCGCUCCACGAAGUACAUCUCGGAUGGCCAGUGCACCAGCAUUAACCCCAUUAAAGAACUGGUGUGUGCUGGAGAGUGCCUCGCUGCCCAGAUGCUCCCUAACUGGAUAGCGGGAUAUGGUAAAAAGCCGAGGAGCCGCCGAGGCAGCCAGGACUGGCGCUGUGUCAAUGACAAGACCCGAACCGAACGUAUUCAGCUGCAGUGCCAGGAUGGCAGCACCAGGACCUACAAGAUCACAGUGGUGACUGGCUGCAAGUGUAAGCGUUACCUGAAACAGCACAACGAAUCAGCGAACAAGUCUGAGAGCAUCACGCAACGCCAGCAGGUCCACAAGCCCAAAAGCAAGAGGAAGCACCGGAAUAGCAAGGUGAAAGGGAACUGGCACGAGUCGGAGUCCUGAGGCACCGAAAGUAAUGUAAAAAAAAAAAAAAAAGACUUUGGACUACCUGUGAAAGAAGGACUACAGAGCUAAAGAGCUCAGAGGCAGUGUGCAUUGAAUAUAAGGAUAAAAAAGUUUGAUGCCUAUUUCAGAUGAAGUGGCUUCAAGCUCUGCCUCCAGCAAAGUGCCACACAACCACUGCUCAUGCUUCCUAUACACUCCAUAAUGACUGUCAGUUUGGCAUUUCACUAUAUUAAAAUGAUCACCUGACCAUGACCCUGUCUCUCUGCGAGAAAUCAUAUCGUACCACUGGCUGUAAUAUGCAUUGAAAGUCAGAAAACCCUGAAUAUCUCAUGUUUGAGAACAGCUGUGUAAAUAAAUACAGUCCCUGUGUGUAAUGUGUGUAAAUACAAAGCAUUUUCAUAUGUAACUGCAAGAUAUUUACUUCUUGUUAGCAAGUAUACGUUGAUGUAAUAUAUUCAUGUGGUUCAUCUAAUCUUUCAUAUACGUGUUGUAAUUUUAUGCAGGCAUUAUAUUGCACUAUUUCAUACGAUGGCGAUUUCGCUGUUUCGGCAUAAAAAGUAUUAAAUGGUCAAAUUUUA